Messenger RNA from Saccharomyces cerevisiae S288C, 594 nucleotides. RefSeq names its product Coa1p (gene COA1). The record is from RefSeq and is marked reviewed. Bases 1 to 594 code for a protein of 197 amino acids. The transcript has a single exon. NCBI's taxonomy places the organism in Eukaryota, Fungi, Ascomycota, Saccharomycetes, Saccharomycetales, Saccharomycetaceae. Gene Ontology annotation, cellular component: mitochondrial inner membrane. Gene Ontology annotation, biological process: mitochondrial respiratory chain complex IV assembly.
AUGAUGUUAAGACUAGUAACUAAAGGGUUGCCGAAAGUGACACCUUCUGCAGCUAAGGCUGUGCUAGUGCGUGGUUCCUUGCUGCACUCAUUCUCUACCAGCGCUAGAUUCAAUAAUAGUGUCGCUGAAGAUGAGGCCAAGAUCGUUUUGAAAGACAAGAACAGGCCAUUGAGAAUUGACAGAGAAUUGCCUGACCCAACCACGGAGAGGAGAAAGCGAAUAGCUGGAUUUUUGUUGUUUUCUGUGGCCAUUGGGUCCGCACUAUCUUUGAUCUUCAACUAUGAAAAGACGGAGUCCCCCAUUAUCUCCAACACGCUGUAUUAUAUAAGACGGUCUCCAGCAACUAAAAACAUACUGGGUGAGAGCAUAGAAUUUGAUGGUAUCAUCCCUUGGGUCUACGGUGAACUGAACUCUGUGAAGGGUAGGAUUAACAUUACGUUUUAUAUCAAGGGGGACAAAAACGUUACUGGAACCGUUAGACUGGUUGCCGAUAGGAACACUCACGACGAAGAGUUUUUGAUUCAUGAAUGGAGCGUCACUGCCGCUGGCCAAAAGAUCGAUUUGCUAGCUGAAAAUACCAAGACACCAAUUUAA